AUGUCAACAAAUGCACAUGUGAUUUUAGUUAAAAGACCCGGUGUGAAUGGUGUCCCUACAGAGGACAAUUUUGGGUUUGAAGAAUGUCCUUAUCCCCCAGACCCGGAUCCUGGAGAAAUCCUUAUUAAAACCCUUUACUUAUCAGUAGACCCUGCCCUGAGGUGCAGAAUGAAUGAGGACACAGGAGUACAUUAUUUGUCCCCUUGGGAGAUUGGUAAAGAAUUAGGUGGAUUUGGGGGAGUAGGACAAGUCAUUAAGAGUGCUGACCCUGAGUUUACCCAAGGGGAUAUUGUGGAGAGUCAGUAUGGAUGGCCUUGGGUUGGUUACUUCAAAAGAAGACAGAAUGAGCAAAAUCCACUCAGGAAGGUAGAUAAAUCUUUACUGGGAGGAAACCUAACCCUACCACUCACAGUUUUGGGUAUGAUUGGUUUGACUUCAUACCUUGGAGUAAAAGAAAAAGGUGGGAUAAAACCAGAUUGUAACCAGACUAUGGUAGUAAGCGGUGCUGCUGGGGCGUGUGGUUCUAUAGCUGGGCAGCUAGGGAGACUGGAGGGGUGCACAAGAGUGGUGGGAAUAUGUGGCUCAGACACAAAAUGUAAGUUCCUGACAGAAGAACUAGGAUUUGAUGCUGCCAUUAACUAUAAGACAGAGAAUGUCAAAGAGAGGCUGUCGGCACUCUGUCCAGAUGGAGUCGAUGUUUACUUUGAUAAUGUGGGUGGAGAAAUCAGUAACACAGUGAUAAACCAGAUGAACAAGGAUUCUAAUGUUAUAUUGUGUGGACAGAUAGCAGUAUAUAACAAAGAUGUACCUUAUCCCCCUCCCAUACCAGAAAGCAUUGAAUCCAGACUAAAGGAGCAAAACAUUAGCAGAACUAGAUUCUUGGUGUUGAAUUAUGUGGAGAAAUUUGAAGAAUCCAUGAAGGAACUUGCUGAAUUAGUUUUAUCUGGCAAACUAAAGGUAAGGGAGACAACCAUGGAAGGCUUAGAAAAUACAGGAAAAGCCUUUGUGUCUAUGAUGAAUGGAGGAAACAUUGGUAAACAACUAGUCCAUGUAGCUGAUCCAUAAAACCCUAACAGUUAAUGAAAUGACAAUCAUAAUUGAUAAAGAAGUGACAGAUGGACCUUGAUCAGCAUAAGUUAAUAUGCAUUGCUAUAUAAAUUAAUACAUGUAUUAUACCCCUACUUCCAAACCAGUUCCCAUGAAGUGUGAUUUGUAAAUGUACAUACAUGUACAUGUAAUGUAUGUCAGAAGAAUCAAAUGAAAUGAUCUUAGCUGAAAAUUACUAAUUUUUAAUGGGUUUUUUUUUCAUUUACAGUAUAUUUAAUCAGAAAUUAGGAAUCAAUAGUAAGAAUUAUCCUGUUUAUACUAUAAAAUUUUUUUUUGAAG
Molecule: messenger RNA, 1386 nt
Organism: Saccostrea echinata
Lineage: Eukaryota; Metazoa; Mollusca; Bivalvia; Ostreida; Ostreidae
Product: prostaglandin reductase 2-like
Exons: 8
Coding region: 1-1065 (354 amino acids)
Biological process (GO): prostaglandin metabolic process
Molecular function (GO): 15-oxoprostaglandin 13-reductase [NAD(P)+] activity
Source: RefSeq, a predicted model, not a curated record